This is a messenger RNA of Anisakis simplex (herring worm), 474 nucleotides long. Lineage: Eukaryota; Metazoa; Nematoda; Chromadorea; Rhabditida; Anisakidae. The record is from the annotation of a GenBank genome assembly.
AUGGAGGAGAAUGGUCUGAAAGGUGCCGAAAAGCUUCCACUCGGAUUCACUUUUUCAUUUCCGGUCAAUCAAGAAGGUCUUGAUGUCGGCAAACUUAUUCACUGGUCGAAAGGUUUCAACGCAACUGGAGUUCAAGGUCAAGACGUUGUGAAGCUUCUCAAAGAAGCGUGUGCGAGACGUGGUGUAAGUUCACCAAAUCAGUCAUCCUCAUUCAUUGAUCUGGAUAUGGACAUCGAUGUGGUUGCGAUCCUUAACGAUACGGUCGGAACACUUUUGGCGUGUGCUUUCAAAGAGAAUUCAUGUCAGAUUGGUGUUAUUCUCGGUACUGGCACGAAUGCGUGUUACAUGGAGAAAUUGAGUAAUUGCCCAAAAUUAAGAAAACUCCAUCUGGAAAAGGACAAUUUCCCAAAAGAGGUACGUUUGGCGAUGGUAUAUCUGAAAUUUUUGAUGGAAUUCAACGAUGAAUUGGACAAA